This is a messenger RNA of Mya arenaria, 486 nucleotides long. RefSeq names its product complement C1q-like protein 3. Gene Ontology annotation, molecular function: protein binding. The coding region runs from base 1 to 486 and encodes 161 amino acids. The transcript has 2 exons. The record is from RefSeq and is a predicted model, not a curated record. NCBI's taxonomy places the organism in Eukaryota, Metazoa, Mollusca, Bivalvia, Myida, Myidae.
AUGCAGAUUGUCACUUUCAAGGUCCGCGCCCUGGAAGAGAAGAUUGAGAAAAUCUCCAAAGAUGCAGGCAUUAGCCCCUGGAAUGGACCCGGAGGGCGUGGUGUGGCGUUUACCGCCCGCUUGUCCAACAACCAGACCGUCUUCUCCCAGCAAACCAUCGUCUUUGAUGAUGCCCUGACCAACAUCGGUCGCGCCUACAACCCGGUGACUGGUAUCUUCAUCGCUCCGUACACCGGAAGAUAUAUGUUCUCGCUGAGCGUGCGAGCGCAGUACCAAAAGCAGGUGUGCGCUGAGAUUGUCGCUGAACCGGAAGUGGUCGGACAAGUGGCCGCCGGUGACACGGAGAUCGAGCGCGCCUCGGCGUCACUUACAGUUGUGACGUCACUCGAGAAAGGGAACGAGGUUUACGUGCGGGAGACGAAGACGUGGACGGGCCAUUUCUUCGGGGAUGGUUUUACCGUAUUCACCGGUUAUUUACUACAGUGA